Molecule: messenger RNA, 1497 nt
Organism: Sebastes umbrosus (honeycomb rockfish)
Lineage: Eukaryota; Metazoa; Chordata; Actinopteri; Perciformes; Sebastidae
Product: syntaxin-11-like
Exons: 2
Coding region: 218-1099 (293 amino acids)
Biological process (GO): exocytosis; synaptic vesicle fusion to presynaptic active zone membrane; intracellular protein transport
Cellular component (GO): endomembrane system; plasma membrane; presynaptic active zone membrane
Molecular function (GO): SNARE binding; SNAP receptor activity
Source: RefSeq, a predicted model, not a curated record
UCAAGGAAGUAUUGUGUGUUGCAGUGGGAAUGCCUAUGUCCGUCACCUGGGGAGGGGCGGCAGUCACACACAUGCUGAACACAAGGCAGACAACUUCCUUCAUCAGAAUAAAAAGAUGCGUUUCCUUGGGCGCCCUGGACCAACUAAAUCAGUGUGAGACGCUUUGAAGGGAUUUACUUGCUUUCUGAUUUUGUCGGAGCCAGUCACAAGAGGCAGGAUGCGGGACAUGCUGGAGAGGCUGCAGACCAUCAGUGAAGAGCAGGAGGACUACGAGCCAGAGUUUUAUGGAUCUGAGUAUGAUGUAAACAAGGUGACUCUGUCUCAAGAGGCAGUGGUGUUUGAGGACUCCUCAACUAUUGACAACAUCCUGAGUGAGGCCCACUCCAUACGCAAGGAGAUCUCCCUGCUCCACUUAGAGGUGGAGCGUCUGAGCAUAAACAAUGAACGCUUUGGCACCUCUGUGCGCCGUCUCACCCUGCUCAAAAAGGACUCCGACGCCAUCGCCAGGGGGAUCCAGCAACAUGGGGGGGCUGUGCAUGCCCGCCUCAAGGCCCUGGGUAAGGAGAGCAGCCAGCUAGAGGAGAAAGAUGGUCCCCACUCUGCCGUCAGUCGCAUCGCCCGAACUCAGUACGACACACUGACCCGUGGCUUCCACGAGGUCAUGAGUGACUACAACAAGGCCGAGGAGAUGCAGAGGACUGCGUGUCGGGGGAGGAUCCAGAGGCAGGCCUCCAUACUGGGCACUGAAAUCAACGACAACCAGCUGGAUGUGAUGGUGGAUAAAGGUGGCGAGGGAUGGGCCGAGCUGUCCCAGAGCCUGCAGAUCCCGGGUGCACGCACGUGCCGCAUGGCGCUGUGCGAGCUCAAAGGCAGACACAAGGAGCUGGUGGAGCUGGAGGUCAGGAUGAAGGAGGUGCAUGAACUGUUCCUGGACAUGGCCGUGCUGGUGGAGGACCAGGGAUACAAGCUUAAUAACAUUGAGGCUAACGUGUGCGGCACUCAGGAAUACAUUGACAAAAUCAACGUUCACAUCAAGAGGGCCCUGCAGUGCAAGAGGAAGAAUCCUUUUCAGCAAUGUUGUUCCUGUUGGAGACGAUGACCAAAACUUUUAGGGCUCAUUUUGACUUUGUGAAAUUUUAUGGGUGAUCGAAAAAUUAAAUAAAUAUUUGCCUGUGUAAAAGGUUAUGGACAUGCUGAAAAGAAAUGUUAUGCAAUGUGUUUAAUUCAUAGUUAAUGGAAGCUUUUACAAGCACCCUCAUGUAAGAGAAACAGUUUUGCCCUGAAGAGUAGCACACUGUCUAGAAUUGUUCAAGGUUUGGAGUUACAAGCUGUCUAAAAUAAGAUCUACAGUAAAAAUAACUUCUUGUUAUUUGUAUAAGAUAAUUAAUCCAAUUGUUGGUGGGUGUGCAUGAGAGACGUUUACAUUUUAAAAGGAUCAAUUUAAGUUGAAACAGUUCACUGUUCACACAAAAUAAAUGCUGUUGUUGUAAAUUAAAA